GGGGGGUUCUGACUAAGUUUAAGCAGUGAGUGAUGUUGAUUUUAAGCAGUGGUUCAAGUAAAACUCAACUGGCAGUUAGCUAGACAUGGACAAACCAUUAAAUAAAAACAAAUGUUAAGUUAGUUAUCAAAAAAGGUAACCUCAGGUCACUUCAUCAGAAAGGAAGAAACUAGUGCUGAUUUGUGCAAGAGGAUGAAAACAGCUGUAACGCUGCAGCUUCCUCUGAAUGGAGGGCUGCAGUGCCGCUGGUUCGGGUCAUGAAAGUAAUAAAUGGUGGAUGUGUUUCUUAUCCGUUUUGUGCUGUUGGUGUAACUACUAUUGCUUCAUCCUUCACACAUAUAGACAUAUUGAAAUUAUAUUAUGAAUCUCAUCUGGCUGGGAAGGGGAAAAAAAAUAAAUAAAUCAUAUAUGGGGAUGCAUCACUCAACUUGCAAAAAAUAGUCUCGCGCCUCCAUGUUUAUAUGCAGCAGAUAUAAGGUGUGCCAAAAAAAAGACACCUGCAUGCUGAGAAGUGAGUAAGGUCAGACGAGUGAGAGGAGAGAACUGGACUUUUUUUUUUUUUUUUUUUUUUAAUGCAAAGAUGCUCUGACGUCACCGUGUUGAAGUAUUUCUCCGUCGCUCAGUCGGUUUGGAGCCGACAGUCCGCUCAAGUUGCCAGAGAGCGCGCGCACCCCUUUGCUCCUCACUCGUGCGUGAUGACCAUGGAGGCGUCCAGGAGUUUUAAAGGAGGACGUCGUUGCCAAACUCAGUGCGCGGCGAGGGACGCCUUUUCAGUUCCCGAACUGAGGAGAUGGGACACGGAGGGAUUGUGUUAAUAUGCUGCGUGAUCAAGUGAUGGAAGUGCUGACCACCAACUGACGGAAGUUUUUUUUUCCUGCUUUGGAGUCGGUGAGCAGUUCACAGCCACUUAAGCGUCUAAAACAAACCAGAAAGGACGGAUCGCAGAAUCAAUUAGAAAACCAUGCACUGUUCAUAUCCAUGGAGAGAUGGCAUGCGUGCUCCUCUUCAGUCGGCUUCUCCCCUUCUCACACAGGCUCACAAGAACAUCCAUUUGCUUACUAUCCCUUCUACUUUCAUAUUUGUGCUACUGUGCACUAUUCCCUGCCGAUACCAUCAUGCACAAAUCAGGUGAUCCGACUCCGAGCUGCCAACGCGUCCUGGCCGAUGGAGCCAAAAGGCGCCUUCAGAAAUCCCUCUCCUGCGUUUUGCCGCUGGACGAGAGGGCGAGCAGUGUUGAGGCAUCUCGGCUGAAAAGCGACCAAAAAUCCUCUUCGACUGUCCACAUCGUCAGGAACGACACGCCCAGCCCCCCGAUCGGUAGUUUAAAGUUUGGGAAUAAAAAGUUACCAAAUGCCAUCAUAGUUGGUGUGAAAAAAGGAGGGACGAGAGCUGUGCUGGAGUUCAUCAGAAUCCAUCCUGAUGUGCGAGCGGCUGGCACCGAGACACACUUCUUCGACAGGAACUAUGAUAGAGGCCUGGAGUGGUACAGAGGUUUAAUGCCAAGGACUCUUGAAAGCCAAAUCACAAUGGAGAAGACACCAAGCUACUUUGUGACAAAAGAAACACCACACCGGAUCUCCACCAUGUCCCGCAAUACCAAACUCAUUGUGGUGGUGAGAGACCCCGUCACUCGGGCAAUAUCAGAUUACACACAGACUUUAUCCAAAACUCCCGACCUGCCGAGCUUCCAGGAGCUGGCCUUUAGAAACCAGUGCCUGGGCAUUGUGGACACGUCCUGGAACGCCAUUCGGAUCGGCCUCUACGCUCUGCACCUCGAAAACUGGCUACGUUACUUCCCUCUGGCUCAGAUCCACUUUGUGAGCGGAGAGCGUCUCAUCACUGACCCAGCAGGAGAGUUGGCUCGGGUGCAAGACUUCCUCGGGUUAAAGCGCAUCGUCACAGACAAACACUUCUAUUUCAACCGCACCAAAGGCUUCCCUUGCCUUAAGAAGCCGGAGAGCAGCGGCUCGCCUCGCUGCCUGGGCAAGUCCAAGGGCAGAACUCAUGUGCAGAUAGACAGAGAUGCUAUUGAGCAAUUGCGAGACUUCUAUAGACCUUACAAUGUCAAGUUUUAUGAAAUGGUGGGCCAUGAUUUUAAGUGGGAGUAAAGGUAUGAGACAUAUUUUUGAAAGAUUUAUGUAUUCUACGAAUCUUCUUUUAAAAUGAUUUGCCUACAGUAAUAUGAAGGCGAAGGGGAACUGAGCAGCCUUCAGACAAUUUGUGUUAAAUGUCAAAAACAGUAUUAUUCUUUCAAGUGACAGUAAUGAACAGAGCAAAAUCUAUUCUAUGACAUUGCUUUUGCACUUGUAAUGAUCAGUUACCAGCCAGCAUCAGUAUCCUGUUUGUUGCUAGAUAUAGCCAUUAUUUCAGCUUCAGGAUCACAUGAUUUCAGUUCCUGUAACCGUAUAUUAUUGCCCACUGGAUUCCCCAUUUCCUGACUGGUUUAUAAAAAUAGAGGAAAUUCCAGGGAAUGGGAUUAGUUCUUCUUAAACCUGCUUCACUAAUCAAGGCAGGGUUUGAAAGCAAGACCUUGGAAAAUGUCAGUGAAGUCUUCAGGGAGAGUAGAAUUAAGCUGCUGCACUGUGGUGGUAAAUCCGAAAUGUAAAGCCAUAGCACAAGUGUGAACCACCUAAUGUUGCUAACUGUUGGUCUCAUCAGUUUCUAUAUAGAGCGAGAGAUUUUUUAUUUUUCAUUUUUUUCCCAGCAUGAAUCAUAUAAAUUCAUCCAUGCUGUAACAUUCAGCACUUCACUUUGUAGUCUGUGCUUUGUUUGCAAAAAAAAAAAAACCAAAAAAAAACAUGUUUAUAUUUUUGUUACAAAAAGUAUUUAAUCACUGCCUUACCCACACUGCUUGUCCAUGUACAUCAUUAAAUGAAACAGAUGCACAAAUA
Seriola aureovittata is the source of this 2891-nucleotide messenger RNA. RefSeq names its product heparan sulfate glucosamine 3-O-sulfotransferase 2-like. NCBI's taxonomy places the organism in Eukaryota, Metazoa, Chordata, Actinopteri, Carangiformes, Carangidae. The coding region runs from base 987 to 2108 and encodes 373 amino acids. Gene Ontology annotation, molecular function: [heparan sulfate]-glucosamine 3-sulfotransferase activity. The record is from RefSeq and is a predicted model, not a curated record. The transcript has 2 exons.